This is a messenger RNA of Drosophila melanogaster (fruit fly), 451 nucleotides long. RefSeq lists its product as uncharacterized. The transcript has 2 exons. NCBI's taxonomy places the organism in Eukaryota, Metazoa, Arthropoda, Insecta, Diptera, Drosophilidae. The record is from RefSeq and is marked reviewed. The coding region runs from base 13 to 378 and encodes 121 amino acids.
GGGUACAACACCAUGGCUUUCAGACUAGUAACUCUGUGGAUUGUCGUCCUGAGCUUGACUUACUCAAAAGUCACACCAGCCAACGGCGUGGGAUAUCAGCUGGAGAUCAAUCACCCAGAUGGAUCGGCUUUUCGACGGGAAUCGGUAAUCGAAGAUACUGAGGGAAAUGCAGAGCUCGAUGGGGAGAUUCAGCAAAAGUUCCCUACGCCGCAUGAAGGUUGGUUACUGCUCUCCUACAAAAUCGGAUCCAAAGGAUACAACGUACAAUAUUCCUACAAGGCGGGCAUUGACAUUUCCGUAGUGCCUAUGGUGGCUAAAAACGAAACAUUAUCUAUAAAAAGAAUAGGAGUAAUCGCUCUGAAGUCGUCAGCAGGUUGAAUAGUAUUUGUGUAUUAAAUAUUGUCAAUAAAAAAAAUAUAAUGAGUAAAUACCGUAAGUUCGACUUAGUUCG